This is a messenger RNA of Scleropages formosus (Asian bonytongue), 2358 nucleotides long. RefSeq names its product tetraspanin 37 (gene tspan37). The transcript is spliced from 7 exons. Bases 184 to 933 code for a protein of 249 amino acids. Gene Ontology annotation, cellular component: plasma membrane. The record is from RefSeq and is a predicted model, not a curated record. NCBI's taxonomy places the organism in Eukaryota, Metazoa, Chordata, Actinopteri, Osteoglossiformes, Osteoglossidae.
GGGAGCUCAUGGGGGCCGAUGCGUUUGUGCGUAUUAAUGUUUACGGAGGCUGAAUUACCGUAGUCAGGAAAUGGCGGGUACCAGUUAACAACAGAAUUUGUACUUUUAGUAGAUUCAGUCUCAUGACUCUUUCUACAUUGGGUUAGGUCAUACUACCGGACGUGUUUUGCGAGGGAGGGCAUCAUGAGUGAAGUGACCAGAAUAUCUAAAAUAAUCCUCCAGGUUAUAUGCCAGUUAUUCUGGCUCUCUGCCCUCAUGGUUGGCCUGGGUGGUAUCUACCUGAUGCUGAACUACAGGCAAACUGGACUCCUCUUUCAGAACAUCGCCAUCAUCUUACCUGCCAUCCUGGCUCUGGUCAGCGCCGCUGUUCUGCUCAGCGCUGGGAUGAUCGGCUGCUGGGUGUCAAUCAGAGACAGUGCUGGGCUCCAGGCUCUGUUUGUCUAUCUGCUCCUUAUUGUGUUUUGCCUUCAGGCUACUGCAGCAACUUUGUCCUACGUGAAUAUUGGAAAGGUACAUUCAGAAUUUGAACCAUUUUGGAAUAAGUUUCAGAAGUACACUGGUCACAGUCAGGAUCCAGAUUCUAAUGCUGUAGAUGCCGUUCAAGAAAAGUUUCAGUGCUGUGGAGUCUAUAAUUACACCGACUGGCUUGACACCUCUUGGUUCAAUCGAACUGGAGCGAUUCAGGUGCCACACAGCUGCUGCAACACUACUUUCCAUAACUGCAAUGGAACCCUAGAACAGCCUGAAUUUCUUUAUCUAAAGGGAUGUCAGGUGAAACUGGAAGAUGCUUGGAUUUUUGUACUACACCUGAUCAUUUUUUCGUCGGGGGCGAUUGCUGCAGUUCUGAUUGUGGGCUUGAUCAGUGUGGCCAAACUGAUGAGGGACGAACCUUUGCAGGAGUACCAGGUGCUGGACAGAGACAUGAUAAGUUAGUGGUGUUUGAUGUCCAAUUCAGUUUCAUAUGUUUAUAAUUAAAAAAAAAAAAAAAAAAAAAAAGCCUUUCAUGUGUUGUAGUGGUCUCCUUUAGGUUCCUUAUGCAUUUUUAUUUUUCAUAAACGCCUAAAAAGGAAAGCAGGGAUAUCAACACAACAAGUGACCAUGAAUUGUUUUAGUAGCACUUCAGUCUUAAUUCUGAUUUAUUCAGUUAUAUUCAAAAUAUGAUUGGCUGUGUUUUUUGUGUAUAUGUGAAUUUCUCCAGCAAUAAUUGCUGCAGUUAUUUUAUAGGUUUUUUGACCAAUGUACGUAACAUGAGGUGCUUUUAAAAAAAAAAAAAAAAAAAAAAAAAAAAAAAUUUUGCAGUACCAGUGGAAAUUUUUUUUUUUUUUCCUUAUGGUCCAAUAUGGAUUUGAAGUGUCUGCAUGGGUGGGACAAAGGCUUCAGACAAUGGGGGUUUAGUUACUGUAUGUAUUCAGUCCACCUGAGAAGACUUUGUUGUAUAUCUGAAAUAUACACAGCAAUGGGACUAACACAUCAAAACCGUAUUUACAUCAACUGCAUAGUAAUGUCCAGAUGCAGUGUUUGUGCAAAAUUGUUGCUGAAUCUAUACAAUACUGAAGUUGCUUAUCACCUUGAACUUACUGAAGCACAGAUUGAAUUUGCUGUAAACACUGAAAAUAAGUUUUCUGCACUUGACAGGUAUAUUAUGAAUUACUUUGUUUCAAAAUAGUACAAUAAUCUUCUGUAAUUAGUGCAUAUGCAUGGUCAUGCCACUAUAAUAAUAUUGGUCACACCUUUUCAUGUAAAGUUAACUUUUACUCUCUAGUUAUGCCACUGAAAACUGCCAGACACUGGUAGCCAAAUAACCCAUUGCAAGUCUGCCUUAAUUAUGUAAUGAACAUCAAGGUCAUCUAAUGAAUGAAAACCUCCACAAUUUACAGUAAUGUGACAAUACUUUAUGUGGUUUUCACUGAAGUUACUGUAUGUGGAUUGUUUUGUAAUGUAACACCCUUUUUGUUCACAUUCUGUAAUUAAGGAUAUGAAUGCUGUGCAGAGACUUUUUGUGGGGUUUUUUUUUUUUUUUUUUUUUUCCCCCCCCCUCUUCCCAUACCCAUUUGCUAAGCAGCUGGCAACAAAUAUAAUUCUCUGUAUAAAUUUUCACUGAAUUAAAAAAAAAAAAAAGUGUCUUGCUAAUCACACAGAUUUUACGAAGUGCAAAGUUUUUAUUUUGUUGUACCAGUCUUUCUCCAUAGUCCACAACCAAAAUGCCUCCUGCACUGGUGUUCGUGUCUUCAAGGAGUCUGGCAGCCUUUGUGAUUCCUGAGCAUUGGCACAUGUCUGGUAUUGUUUGGCUAUCCACUGGAUCCCCUCUCAUGCUGGUUCAUCAUGGUUGCAUCUUUUUCCUGCUCAAAAUAAAUUUUA